GAUCAGGACCGUGGCUGGAGCCGCCCCCCUGCCCCGCCAAGCGCACAUGUCCGCCUGCCCGUGCCCAGAAGAUGACCAGGCUGCUCUUGGGGGUGACCCUGGAAAGGAUUUGCAAGGCCGUGCUGCUGCUCUGCCUGCUCCACUUCGUUAUCAUCAUGAUCCUCUAUUUUGACGUCUACGCGCAGCACCUGGACUUCUUCAGCCGUUUCAACGCCAGGAACGCCUCGCGCACCCACCCCUUCUCCAACUCGUCCCGCCCCAACGGCACCGUUCCCAGCUACGGGCCAGCUGGUGCUGAGGCCCCAUCCCCCAGCACCAAGCCCAGCACCAACCAGUCUGCCACUGAGAAGCCCUUGCAGCCCUGCCAGGAGAUACCUCCUGGCUUAGUCCAGGCAGGAGCAGCAGGUGACCAUGACCCUGACCAUGUCCUGUCCUGUGGGCAUCGCCCUGCCCUCCCUCUCACAGUUGGACGCCUGCUCAUCGAGUUCAGCUCUCCCAUGAGCAUGGAGCGAGUGCAGCGGGAGAACCCUGAUGUGCGCCAGGGCGGCAAGUACACCCCCCCCGACUGCCUACCCCGGCAGAAAGUGGCCAUCCUCAUCCCCUUCCGGCACCGUGAGCACCACCUCAAGUACUGGCUGCACUACCUGCACCCCAUCCUGCGCCGACAGAAGGUGGCUUAUGGUAUCUACAUCAUCAACCAGUUCGGUGAAGACACCUUCAACCGGGCCAAACUGCUCAACGUGGGAUUCAUGGAGGCACUCAAGGACGACGAGGAGUAUGACUGCUUCAUUUUCAGCGACGUGGACCUCAUCCCCAUGGACGAUCGCAACCUCUAUCGCUGCUACGAGCAGCCACGGCACUUUGCUGUUGGCAUGGACAAGUUUGGAUUCAGGCUUCCCUAUGCCGGCUACUUUGGUGGUGUCUCUGGGCUGAGCAAGUCCCAGUUCCUGAAGAUCAAUGGCUUUCCCAAUGAGUACUGGGGCUGGGGAGGAGAGGAUGAUGACAUCUUUAAUCGCAUCUCCCUGAAUGGCAUGAAGGUGUCGAGGCCCGACAUCCGCAUUGGGAGGUACCGCAUGAUUAAGCAUGAACGCGACAAACACAACGAGCCCAACCCGCAGAGAUUCACCAAGAUCCAGAACACCAAAAUGACGAUGAAGCGGGAUGGGAUCAGCUCGCUGCAGUACCGGCUGGUGGAGAUCUCCCGCCAGCCCAUGUACACCAACAUCACGGUGGAGAUCGGCAGGCCACCGCCCCGCCUGGCCCGCGGCUAGUGCUCCUGUAACCGGGAACCCCUGUGCCUAGGCUGGCUGGGCAUAGCAAGUUUUGCCCCAGCUCAAGAGCCAGGACUGGACAGGGAUGUUUUCUGCCUACUCUGCUGCCUUCUGGAGACGGCUGCCCCCCAGCCGGCCCUUUGGUCCCCAGGAUUUCUCCGUCUCCCCCAUCCCCACGAGUGCGUUUGCAGGACCCCUGCCCCAUACGUGGUGUGUUGGUGGAUGAGCCCAGCUGCCCUGCAAGCAGCUCCUGGCACAGAGGGAGGGGGCAACCCCAGGCUUGGCAAGAAGCCCCCAGUCCAUGCCAGCUCCUGCCUGCACCCUGGGUGGGGAGGGUGAAAUCCCACUGCUCGGUGAGAGCUGGAGGGUCCCCACCAGCGCUGUGAGAAGUGGGGUGCAGGCUUCCCCCUUUACUAGCGCUGGAGCCACUGCUGCCCCAGCUGGGGAUGGGAGCAGCCUGGGGCCCCCAGGCAGGCGGGAUCAGGGCAAGGUUGCUGCCCUGGCCAGGCACUGCCCAUGCUGCUGGGCACUCAGACGUGGCUUGCUGUCUUCCUCUGCUUUAGUCUGGUGCUUAGAGCCGGGCCCUGUCUCAGCUCUGCCAAACAGAGACCUCUGAUUAGCGAACGCCCCUCGCUGUGCCUCAGUAUCCCCAGGGCUGGGGGGAUGGCAGCUGUAUCCCAUCCCCCUUCCCCAAAGGCAGGUGCUGUGUGUGUGUGCAGCUCCUGCCUGCGCCUGCCCUCACCUGCCCUCCCCCCUUUGGUGGGGGAAAUAGGGCUCAUUUGAACCCCCCAGCCCCUCUUGGUGGGGGCUAGUGCAGCCCCCCUCUUGCAGGGAGGGAAUCUUCCCCUUGAGGUCUCCUCUUGUCUGCCUUCCCCCUUCCAGGCCAGGGGCAGGGGGGCUGUAGGCAGGAGAGGCUGGGACCAUGCAGGGUGGUAGCCCUGUACCCCUCCAUGGGACUUGGGAGCCCCAGCACCCCUGACGCUCCAUGGGGGGCUGGGAGCAGUGGGGUUGGGAGCAGGGCAGCUCGCCAGGGCUGGGGGGCACUGGUGACUUUUGUACAUUUGAAUGUCUGACCCUUUUUUCAGCGUACGUUGAAUGCAGCGUUCGGUCGUAGAGACCGAGGGUUUUGUAUUUAAUAAAAGUUUGAAAAGUUG
Messenger RNA from Cyanistes caeruleus (blue tit), 2425 nucleotides. The record is from RefSeq and is a predicted model, not a curated record. NCBI's taxonomy places the organism in Eukaryota, Metazoa, Chordata, Aves, Passeriformes, Paridae.